Messenger RNA from Capsella rubella, 565 nucleotides. Its product is annotated as 60S acidic ribosomal protein P2-1. Gene Ontology annotation, cellular component: cytosolic large ribosomal subunit; ribosome. The transcript is spliced from 3 exons. The record is from RefSeq and is a predicted model, not a curated record. Lineage: Eukaryota; Viridiplantae; Streptophyta; Magnoliopsida; Brassicales; Brassicaceae. Bases 68 to 412 code for a protein of 114 amino acids. Gene Ontology annotation, biological process: cytoplasmic translational elongation. Gene Ontology annotation, molecular function: structural constituent of ribosome.
UUCUUCAUCGCCGUCUGCAAAAACCCCCAGAAAUCUCAACGAGAUCCAUCGAUUUCACAGAGAAAAAAUGAAGGUUGUUGCCGCGUUUUUGCUCGCCGUGUUGAGUGGCAAAGCUUCACCAACCAGUGGCGAUAUCAAGACUAUCCUCGGAUCAGUUGGUGCGGAGACAGAGGAUUCUCAGAUUGAGCUUUUGUUGAAGGAAGUGAAAGGGAAAGACUUGGCUGAGCUAAUUGCUGCUGGAAGGGAGAAGUUGGCUUCAGUACCUUCAGGUGGUGGUGGUGUUGCGAUGGCUUCUGCUCCAUCUGCUGGUGGAGGAGGAGGUGGUGCUCCUGCGGCUGAGUCCAAGAAAGAGGAGAAGAAGGAAGAGAAGGAAGAAUCAGAUGAUGAUAUGGGUUUCAGUCUGUUCGAGUAAGAUGGUAAUUCUGGUUUUGUUGCCAUCUCUUUUUGUAUUGUAACCUUUUGAUGAAAUAUCUAUAUGUUGUUGUUGUUGUUGUUGUUGUUGUUGUUUUAGUUUGUACUCCAUCAUCUUCUUAGACAUUACUUGAAUUCUCAAGAGUUUUUGACC